CUACCUAUGUUACGCAAUCUGCGAAUGCGCCUCCGCUACCAACGAACCUCCACCUAGAUUCUCCAUCACUGAAUCAACUCGACAGAGCUGUGGUAGUAGGUAAACGUCAGAACGAAAAAGAUGUUAAGGGAACCUGAAUUAGCCAAAACAAAACAAAACUGAAAACUAUAAGCAAGUGAAUUUAAUUGAACUAAUAUUUCGUUUAAAGCAAAUAAUUAAUUUAUCUAUAAGCGAUUUGUGCAUGUUGCGAGUGAAUUGGUAGGCAGUUAAGUACUUGCAAGGUAAAAUGAAUUGCUACUCUAUAUUCGAAAAAACUAGAUGUAAAACUAAUGUUCGAUCGUAGGAAUCGCAGCUUCAAUCACGGUUGACGGAGAAGGAUAAUCCCAACUCCUCAUUCCUAUGUUGAGUAGUGAUCGCAGAUAAGUACGAUACCUGCUUUCGUACUCCAAGGAAUCACGCGCUACGGUUGCGAAGUACCGUGCAGUACCGCUUUCCGGAAAAUACGGAAAUCAGGGGAAAAUACUAAACGUGAGUAAAGCUGAAAACUGAUAAUGUUUAUCCAAUGAUCCUAAAACGAUGAUAAUGUAAUUGAAAUAAUUGUAUACUGAUAGGGAAAAUUUAACGUACGAGCUACUAAUACACCAGUGAAAACCUACUUGGCGAGUCGUUUAAAUUUUCGGAAGGUCACCUACCGUAUUGUUGCCGAUUACGGGAACAAAUUAAAUUUUCCGUUUAAUUUCCGGAAUGUCAAGCGGAAGCGUAGCGGGUGCCGGAGGACGUCUUUAUAGGAAGAGUGAUUCUCCUGGUGGUGAGGGGGCGAGUUGUGGGACGUGUCACCGUGUUGAUAAUAGUCGAAUGGUGCAAUGUGACGAGUGUGAUGUGUGGUAUCACUACGACUGUGUAAACGUGGACGAUAGCAUCCGAAACCAUGACUGGAGUUGCAACGGAUGUAUGAGGACAUCGCUGGAGAAACAGAAGCGGACUUUAAGUGAACAGUUGGAGCGUUUUGAGCAGCAUCAACGGCAGUGGCAACUUGAGCAACAGAGGCGUCUAGAGCAGAUGGAAGAACGGCAGAUGCUUGAGCAGCGGCAGAACAUCGAAUUGCAGCAGCGGAAGCAGGAGCAGAUCGUCCGAACGCAGCUAGGACAGUUGCAAUUGCAACAGCCAAAUUUGUCGCCUGAAGUAGCAACGACUGAACUCGAAGUACCUUCUAAAUCGCUCGGUGUUAUUCCAAAACAACAUAGACAACCCGUCAGGAUCGCGGAGAAGACCACGUUAGAAGGAUUCACGGAUGAUAAACAACGAAACACUGAGUUGCUUACAAACUCAAUCAGCAACAAUGUGAAGGCACCGGCCAGGGUCGACAAAGCAUCCUCAAGGUCAUCGAAGCGUUCAGCGAAGCUCAAAGAACUGGAAAUUAGGGCCCUGGAAGCUAGGCAAGCGUUAGAGAAAAAGCAGCUUGAAGAACGACUAGCAAUGGAGCGAGAAAUGUUGGAGCUCAGCGAUUCCGAGGCCGAAUCGGUCACAAGUUUGGAGAAGAUCAACGAAUGGCUGGAGAAAACAGAGAACAUAGGGCAGGGAACAGGAAAUUACUUGGACGAUUCACCGCUGCCGGUAUACGACGAAAUACUACGGAAGCCGGCCACGGCAUCGAUCCAACCUGGCCGUUUAAGCAACUGCGCUCCAGGUGGACGUCAACUGCAUGUAGUUCCACAGCAAACUGAUACGAGCCCCGCAACUGGUACGUGCCCAGCUCACGCGAGAUCUGGCGAAAACAUCCCGCGAGUGUCAGCGCACUAUCAGCCCGUGUUCGGUGGAUAUCAAGCACCAAUAGCCGCCACGCCAUCGGCUCCUCUAUAUACCGUAGCAUCGCAGCAACCGAUAAUGUCGACAACUUACCCGGCAGUACAUUAUCCACAUCCUGUCUCGCAGAAUGUAGUCAACUCACAAGCUAUCGGCCAGCCACCGCUUCUAACGUCAACUCCGCGGCAAAAUAUGGCUUCCUAUCAACAUCAAAUGAAUAGCGAUUCCAUUCCGCUUACCAGUAGUCACCUUGCAGCGCGACAAACAGUGAAGGAUCUACCAAAGUUCGGCGGAGACCCAGAGGAUUGGCCACGAUUCAUCGCGGCCUACGAGCGCACCUCGAGGAUGUGCGCGUUUCGGAACGACGAACUGCUGGAUCGGCUGGAACGAAGCCUUCACGACAAGGCACUCAACGCGGUUAAAAGUCUACUGCUCCAUCCCGACAACGUUCCUGUGAUAGUGAACCGACUGAGAACCCUCUUCGGUAAUCCGGAGUCCAUCGUUGAAACAAUGGUUCAGAGGAUUCGAGCGAUGCCUUCACCAAGAAGUGAUAAGAUGGAAUCGAUUGUCGACUUCGGAGUUGCAGUUCAGAACUUGUGCGCAACUAUACAGGUAUGCCAGAUGGACGAACGAUUUUACAACGUUGCACUGAUGCAAGAGCUGGUCGAGAGCCUACCAUCACCGUUGAAGAUAAAAUGGGCAUUCUAUCGGAAGGAGAUAGGAGCUGUCACGCUCCUGCACUUCAACGCCUGGCUUGGCGAGAUGGUUGAAGCGUUAUGCCAAGUGAUUCGACCAGCAGUAUGGGCCAAACCCGAGCACAAGUCGGAUAGGAAAGUUCGGAGAGAGGAUGUCUUCGUUCAUGCACAUUCCUCACAUAUACCGGAACAGGUGGAUCAUCAUAAUUGCCUGGCGUGUGGAAACGAUUGCAGUUCUCUCGACGAUUGUAGCAGUUUUCUCAAUAUGUCCUCUAAGGCUCGAUGGGCGUUGGUGAACGAGAAGAAGAUCUGUCGAAAGUGUCUUAUCAAGCACUUUAAAGCCUGUGAUAGGAAGGUUCCCUGCGGCCUGAACGGGUGUAGUUUUCUGCAUCACCGGUUAUUGCACGAUGACAGCAAACAUAAUAAACCAUCGUCAUCCAUUUCGACUCAGGACACCUCAGUGAACGCGCAUCACAGUUCACAGGGGAGAGUUUUACUGAAAUAUGUUCAAGUCACGGUGUACGGCAGAGGAAAAACGAUCAACACGUACGCGUUCCUUGAUGCAGGGUCGACUUCAACGCUUAUGGAACACAGUUUGUGGGAGGAGUUGAACCUGAGCGGUGAAAAAUCUCCAUUAUGCAUCUCCUGGACUGGUGGACAAGGGCGUUAUGAGAAAGAAUCAGUUGUGUUUUCGGCCGAGAUUUCCGGAGCCAAGACUCCAGGGCAAAUCUUCCAUCUCGCGGAAGUACACACAGUGAGAAGCCUAGACCUGCCGGCACAGACGGUGUCUGUACCAGAUCUAGCAAUGCACUUUCAGCACCUGUCGGGAUUGCCAAUUGAAUCAUAUGCCGCCGUGAAGCCAAGAAUUCUCCUGGGAAUUGACAGUUGCCGCUUGGAGUACCCGCUUGAUUCCAGAGAGGGAUUCGAAAAUCAGCCAACAGCCGUUCUAACCCGGCUAGGCUGGGUAGUCUAUGGUCCGUGUUCAACUUCAGAGCAAACAACGGAGAAAAGAGAUGUUUCAUAUGGGUACCAUAUCUGCCAUUGCGAAGGGCUUCAUUCAGCUGUCAAGAAUUACUUUUCCAUGGAUAGCCUUGGAGUUCAACUUUCCGAGAAGCCGCAAAUGUCGAAGGAUGACGAAAGAGCGAUGGACAUGCUGAGAACCAAUACGAUCUUCCAGGAUGGAAGAUACGAAACCAGCUUGCUAUGGCGCUACGAUGAAAUCCGACUACCGGGGAGUAGAACCAUGGCCCUGAAGCGACACGAUUGUUUGAGCAAGCGCAUGGCUCGUGAACCAAGAUUAGCCAAGGAACUGCAGGAAAAUAUCCAGGAUUAUCAAGACAAAGGCUACAUUCGCAAGCUGUCGGCGCAAGAAGAAGCUACACACACCGGAAGAUCGUGGUAUCUGCCGAUUUUUCCGGUCGUGAACCCGAACAAACCCGGUAAGCUACGUAUCGUUUGGGACGCCGCUGCCAAAGUGGGGAAACUAUCGCUUAAUUCGUUCCUUCUGAAAGGCCCUGAUCAGGUCACACCGCUACACCACGUCCUUCAGCGUUUUCGUGAGUUUCGCACGGCGGUCACAGGAGAUAUUCGCGAAAUGUUUCACCAAGUGCGAAUCAAUUGCGAAGACCAACAUUGCCAGCGGUUCCUGUGGAAUGAUGGUGUCCCCGGCAAGAUCCCUUCGACGUACGUAAUGCAGGUCAUGACAUUUGGUGCGUGUUGCUCUCCGAGUAGUGCACAAUACAUUAAGAACCUGAAUGCAGAACGAUUCAGAAAUCAGCUUCCAAAAGCAGUUGAUGCGAUUUGCAAAGGGACGUACGUCGACGAUAUGCUUUGUAGCGUAGAAACAGAAGCAGAAGCCGUGAAACUCGCGCAAGAUGUUCGUCAAAUACACGCAGAUGGGGGAUUUGAAAUACGAGGGUGGCUGUCGAACUCCAAGAAAGUAGUGGAAUCUAUGGGUGAACAGAUAUCAAACCAAAAGGACUUAAACAAGGAUGGAGAGCUGUCUACCGAAAAGGUCCUGGGCAUGUGGUGGAACACGACUGACGACACAUUCACAUUCAAGAUUCCGAAUCGAUGCCGUCAGGAGCUGUUGUCUGGCAAACAAGUUCCCACAAAACGGGAAGUACUGAAAAUCCUUAUGUCCGUUUACGACCCGCUAGGAUUACUCGCUAACGUGUUGAUGUUUCUGAAGGUUCUACUCCAAAAUAUCUGGCGCUCUAACAUAGGAUGGGACGAGCCAAUAUCGGAUAAUCAUCUAGAAAAGUGGAGAGCAUGGCUUAGUGUGUUGCACAACGUACAUACUGUAUGCGUUCCUCGUUGUUACCGAACUACAACAUCAUCAUCAGUCGAAAGCAACGAACUCCAACUUCAUGUCUUUGUCGAUGCGAGCGAGAACGGAUAUGCAGCAGUAGCCUACUUUCGCUUCGCAGAACGUGGUACGAUUGAGUGUGCCUUCGUUACUGCUAAAACCCGUGUCGCUCCUCUGAAGUACGUCUCAAUUCCUCGCUUGGAACUUCAAGCGGCAGUUAUUGGCACGCGUCUGGCGAAAGAUAUUGCUGAAACUCAUCGGAUCUCAAUCAGCAAACGUUUUUUCUGGACCGACUCUAGAGAUGUUCUGUGCUGGCUACGCUCCGACCACAAAAGGUACAGUAAGUUUGUUGCCGCCAGAACCGGUGAAAUUCUGGAAAAUACCGAACUGUCGGAGUGGUUGUGGCUACCAACGAAGCAAAACGUAGCCGAUGAAGGAACGAAGUGGCAGAAAACUCCCGAACUUUCUCCGUCAUGUCGAUGGUUUAAAGGGCCGGAUUUCCUGUGGCAGCAGUAUUGUGAGUGGCCGGUUCAGCCAACGAGUAACGAGACUACCACUACCGAAAUGAACGCACUUGUUAACACACAUGCAGUCCAUGAUCCCGUAAUGAACUUUUCAAAAUACUCCGACUGGCGGAAGCUCCUGAGAAUCACCUCCUACGUGCUUCGAUUCCUCAGAAACAUUCAAGCCAGAUUGCAGAAGCGUCCACCAGCAAUCGGAAUUCUCAACCAGUCGGAACUGUUCGAGGCAGAGCGCUGUAUAUAUCGGCAAGUUCAGAUUGAAGGCUACGGUGAAGAGAUGCUGAUACUGAAACGUUCCAAGCUAGCAGACGCGAAGUUCAUGGUUCCGGUUCCCAAAAGCAGCUCACUGUACAAGCUUUCACCGUUCCUGGAUGAUCAGGGAGUGCUGCGUUCGAGUGGACGAACUACUGGAUGUAAAUUCAUCGGUGAAGAUGCUGCCCAUAACAUUAUUUUGCCGAAGAAUCAUCCGGUCACGGCACUUGUAGUUAAAUUCAUCCAUGAGCGUUACCACCAUCUGAAUCACGAGACAGUCGUGAACGAACUACGACAACGAUACUGGAUUCCACAGCUGCGAAGAAUCUGUUACAAAGUCCGACAACAAUGCCAAUAUUGCAAGAAUGGCAGAGCCCGACCGCAGCCGCCUGUUAUGGCCGAUCUUCCGCCAGCCCGGCUAGCGGCAUACUCUCGACCGUUCUCUUACGCCGGGAUCGACUUCUUUGGACCAAUGCUAGUGGUAGUAGGAAGGCGAACCGAGAAGAGGUGGGGUGUGCUAAUCACUUGUCUGGUGAUACGCGCCGUCCAUAUCGAAGUUGCUCACUCGCUGAAUACUAGCUCUUGCAUCAUGGCACUGCGUAACUUUAUCGCCAGACGUGGAACUCCUCUGGAGCUGUAUAGUGACAGGGGAACAAAUUUUGUUGGCGCCAACCGAGAACUAAACGAAGCACUUCGAUCUCUGGACAGAAACAAGAUUAUGCAGGAGUUUGUGACUUCAGAUACCAAAUGGUCUUUCCUACCUCCAAGUAGUCCACAUAUGGGAGGAAGCUGGGAGAGAUUGGUUCAGUCGGUGAAAAAGAUUCUGCAGAACAUGCAUCUGCCAAGGACUCCAACUGAUGAAGUUCUACGAAACGGGUUAAUCGAAGUAGAAAACAUCAUCAAUUCACGUCCCCUCACCUACGUCCCUAUCGAUAACUCCGAAAGCGAGGCACUAACGCCUAAUCAUUUCUUGUUAGGCUCCUCUGGAGGCACGAAACCACUAGUGCCUUACGACGAUAGCCCCGCUACGCUGGUUAAUAGUUGGAAAACCUCUCAAAUUUUCGCCAAUAUGUUUUGGAGGCGGUGGCUCCGAGAGUAUCUGCCGUCGAUCACUCGCCGAACCAAAUGGCACUACCCGGUGAAACCAAUUCAGAUUGGAGAUGUGGUGAUAGUUGUCGAUCCCGAUCUACCAAGGAACUCAUGGCCUAAGGGUCGUGUCGUCAACGUCAGCCAGAAAAAUGGACAGGUGCGAAGCGCAACGGUGAGGACCUCGGCAAACAUCUACGAACGACCAGCAGUGAGACUAGCGGUUCUAGACGUCGGCGCAACCGGAAGUACGCAGGAAUCUGGAACCUGUGUACCGGGGGGGACUGUUACGCAAUCUGCGAAUGCGCCUCCGCUACCAACGAACCUCCACCUAGAUUCUCCAUCACUGAAUCAACUCGACAGAGCUGUGGUAGUAGGUAAACGUCAGAACGAAAAAGAUGUUAAGGGAACCUGAAUUAGCCAAAACAAAACAAAACUGAAAACUAUAAGCAAGUGAAUUUAAUUGAACUAAUAUUUCGUUUAAAGCAAAUAAUUAAUUUAUCUAUAAGCGAUUUGUGCAUGUUGCGAGUGAAUUGGUAGGCAGUUAAGUACUUGCAAGGUAAAAUGAAUUGCUACUCUAUAUUCGAAAAAACUAGAUGUAAAACUAAUGUUCGAUCGUAGGAAUCGCAGCUUCAAUCACGGUUGACGGAGAAGGAUAAUCCCAACUCCUCAUUCCUAUGUUGAGUAGUGAUCGCAGAUAAGUACGAUACCUGCUUUCGUACUCCAAGGUAACUUACUUGUAUAAUAAUCAUGCAUAACUAAGCUGUAACAAACAAAUUAAACGUGCAGGAAUCACGCGCUACGGUUGCGAAGUACCGUGCAGUACCGCUUUCCGGAAAAUACGGAAAUCAGGGGAAAAUACUAAACGUGAGUAAAGCUGAAAACUGAUAAUGUUUAUCCAAUGAUCCUAAAACGAUGAUAAUGUAAUUGAAAUAAUUGUAUACUGAUAGGGAAAAUUUAACGUACGAGCUACUAAUACACCAGUGAAAACCUACUUGGCGAGUCGUUUAAAUUUUCGGAAGGUCACCUACCGUAUUG
This is a messenger RNA of Aedes albopictus (Asian tiger mosquito), 7703 nucleotides long. RefSeq lists its product as uncharacterized. The transcript has 2 exons. The record is from RefSeq and is a predicted model, not a curated record. Bases 745 to 7080 code for a protein of 2111 amino acids. Gene Ontology annotation, molecular function: nucleic acid binding. NCBI's taxonomy places the organism in Eukaryota, Metazoa, Arthropoda, Insecta, Diptera, Culicidae. Gene Ontology annotation, biological process: DNA integration.